Molecule: messenger RNA, 1474 nt
Organism: Chelonoidis abingdonii (Abingdon island giant tortoise)
Lineage: Eukaryota; Metazoa; Chordata; Testudines; Testudinidae
Gene: GINM1
Product: glycosylated integral membrane protein 1
Source: RefSeq, a predicted model, not a curated record
CGCCCCUCGCCCCGCCCGUGCGGCUCCCCUCCUCCUCCCGCGGGGGUGUCCCACUUGUGCCGUUUAAUUCCCGGGACCCAAGAUGGAGGCUGCGCCGGGGCCUGGCGGGCUCCUGCUGCUCCUCCUCGCCCUGGGACUGCUCGGCCCCGCGGCUCCGCAGUUUCUCAGCCAGGAGAACAUCAGAGUUAAUGUUACUAUGUUGAAAACCAGUGAGGAAUCUCAAGAAGCACAGGUUGUCUUUAAUAUCACCUACAAUAGUGGACAGAUAUAUGUAAAUGACUUUCCUAUGAAGAGAGGUGUUACCCGGAUUAAGUGUCAAACUUUAAUAUUGGAAACUGGAAACUCUGAUAACCUAUUGGAUCAAAGGCAUUGGGGAAUUGUCAGUGUUCGCAUCCUGUUUCGUGAGUGGCCCUUGGCAUCCAGAUCAAAUUUGCAGUUGAUUGUCAUUCAGGAAGAGGUGACAGAAAUUGAUGGGAGAGAGGUUCAGCAAGAGGAAGUUACUGAAAUAAACAUAUUAAUUAAGGGCCUGAGUGUGCUUAGACAUUCAAACCAUACUGUUCCUCUGAAGGAAAGCAUGCUAUAUUCCAUCCCCCGAGACAAUGACAUGUUAUUUACACUUCCCAGUCUCUCAGGAAAAGAUGUUCAAGGCCCACUGCAACCAACCAGUCACUACCUCCUCAGGCAAGUAGAAACUACAGUAGAUGAAGAGACAUUACCUGGCAAGUUACCAGAGACUCCUCUCAGGACAGAGCCUCCAUCAUCUUAUAAGGUGAUGUGCCAGUGGGUGGAAUACUUGAGAAAAGAGCUGUGAGGGUUCUGGCUUAAAUCUUUUCCUGUGUUCUUUAAGCUGAUGGAAGUCAUUGGGACUGGAGUUGUAGGAGCAGCUCUAGUUUUAGGAAUCUUAAAAGUGCUUUUCCCUUCCUGCGAACACAAAGGAGUCCUGCACCUGGAGGAUAUCAACACUACAGCUGGGCUUGUGAUAAACAUCUCUUCAGCUAUUCCAGAGAAGACAGACAAUUUAGUGGAGAAAUGAUGUACUCAAUAGCAUAUUCGCAUCUGAAUCUUUGUACAAAUCUUCAGCGGACCUGAAAUUUGGCACUUGAACACGUUAUUUGCUUCCUAUUCUGAAAAUAGUAUGUCAACUGAUUUAUGUUUAAAGGGACACUUCAAGGUGGAGGCCCAAAAUGAUCUCCCCUCUUUUCACAGCCUCUUGCUCCCAAGGAACAGCAGCUUCCCAUUAUGAGGGUUGUGACAGGUUUUAACUUCUUUAAAAUACUCUCCCAGCAGCUAGGAUAGGGAGCUGGCCUUUGUAUUCACAGAUAAAGCAGUUAAGUAAUGAAAUACAGAAUGUGAUAAUCUUCAGUCAUCUCAAGCAUGGGCUAAAGGAAUAGAAGGAAAAGAUUAGAUGUGCCUGCAAGUCAAAACAGAGCUGGUCAACCUGCUUUUAGACUUAUUACCCUUGACUGUGCCUUGU